AUGAAAAAAAGAUUAUAACUAUAACAGUUGGAUCUGGCUGCUCCAAAGAAGCAGACUGGCCCUUAUAAGCAAUUCUUGUGUGAACAAUUAGCUAUUUAACACCUUAAAUAUCCUCAAAGAACAAUAGAGGAAUUAACUAAAUUGAUAAAUCUUAUGUGGAAGGUGAGAGAAAAAAAGAAUAAUCAAUUGUAUUUUUAGCACAAUGGAUACGUGAACAUCAGUGAGACAGAAAGGGUGCCUGUUCCUCAGCCCUCUCCUCCGGUGUUGAUAAUCUUCCAAAAAAACAUGAGGCAACUCCUCGAGUUUACACAUCCAGAGUAUAAUGCAGAAUAGGUGGAUCACACCAUUAAAUUCGAAUGGACUUUAAAUUCCACCCAAAGAUAGAAAGCAGCUGAGGAAUUCAGAUAGUUGAGACAAGAAUUCGAGAAAGAAAAGAAAGAAUUUAUUAAUAGGUAUGGUUUCUGGCCUCAACAUAAAAAAUCUUCAGGUGAGUAUUUUGAUAAGACCAAAUAAUCUAGCCCAAAAUUGGAUCCCCUGGCUUUAAAUCUAAUGAAAAAAGUCAAAUUGGAAUGAAAUUAAUGAAAAAUGAGAAUAAAAAUACAAAACAAAAACAUACUUUGUAAAAUCUAGAAAAAAUGCAGAACUUUAAUCAGUUCUCCUUCUCUCAUAUCCAGAUAUUGGAAUUGCUUCAUUUAAAAUUAAAUUUUUUCUUUUCACCAAAAAGAGCGGGAAAAUAAAA
Paramecium tetraurelia is the source of this 739-nucleotide messenger RNA. RefSeq lists its product as uncharacterized. The transcript is spliced from 3 exons. The record is from RefSeq and is a predicted model, not a curated record. Lineage: Eukaryota; Ciliophora; Oligohymenophorea; Peniculida; Parameciidae.